UCCCCUGACAAUGCUUCCUACGAAUCUUGUGUGUUUUGUCUAACAGUAGGAUAAGUCAAGAAGUGCGAACGUUGCCUGGCUGUCAGUUAUUGCUCAAACUCAUGUCAAAUGCAACACUGGCCCGAUCAUAAGACCGUUUGCGAAAAGAAUAAGGACGUGGUUGAUGUGAAAAAGACUGAUGGAUAUAAGGAACAGCUGAAAAAAUCAAAAUCAGACAGAAUCCGUUCUCAGGCAAACCAAGGCCGUAAUAGCUUUACAGGUUUUGAUAAUGGACACCACAUUAUGUUUGGAUCGUCAGCAAUAUUCAGAACAGAUUUUGCCGAUUUUUCUUUGCGAAAGUCGACAACAAAAGACCUAAGAAAACAGGCAAAACUUUACGUGGAACGGAAGUUCCCCCAGCAGUAUAUUAUUGAGGAUAUUGAAGAAAUACCCCCUGACUUUCCCUUGAGUUUUGGUAAUGCAAGAGUGUCCUUCGUGGGAUUUAUUUCUAGGUAUCACCACUAUAGAGGGCGCCAUUGUGUGUAUAUUCAAGAUGGAAAUAAUGCUGAAAUAUAUGUUGGAUUUUACCUUGAUUACGAUAAUCCAUAUCCAUAUUUUACUUGGGGAGAUGUGCGUCCAGGCAAGUUCAUCUGUCUUCACGAUCCCAGAAUUCAUUUCUUUCUAGACGGAUCUGUUGGAAUCCGUGUCAACGAAAGUAGCGAGGUCUUCAUUUUUGACAUUUGAAUUCACACUGACUCUAGAAUGUGGAUAUGAUUUAUAACAAACAUACUUGUGUCCUUUUCCUUUGCUAGCUAGUUGUGAUGUUUGCUAAAACAUAGUUAUCAGAGUUAGAAAUACGUGAUAAAAUUUGUGGUGUUA
This is a messenger RNA of Saccostrea echinata, 858 nucleotides long. RefSeq lists its product as uncharacterized. Lineage: Eukaryota; Metazoa; Mollusca; Bivalvia; Ostreida; Ostreidae. The transcript has 2 exons. The record is from RefSeq and is a predicted model, not a curated record. The coding region runs from base 109 to 723 and encodes 204 amino acids.